UAAUUUAGUUUUUGCACCGUAUCAUUCCCUCAUAGGUGUAUAUAGAAUUUCUGUUUUACAAAAGCACACAUGACACAGGCAAACCAAUUAUUAAGGACAGGUGUGCUAGAAACAAUUAAUAUAAGAUUCUAUCUUUUAAUUUUAUGAGCACUAUAUUCUUUGCAAAAGAAUCUUCAUUUAGCUCAAUGAGCAAGGUAUCCCCUCCACUAAUAAAUAAAUUAUAUUAUAUAUUAUUAUGUACCAAUUCUCAUAUCCUAUAUCUUAUUAUGUUUAUAAAUACUCCUUGCUCCCCUUUUAUAUAUGUUGCACCCAAUAACAAACAACAACAUGGAUUAUAGCAUAGGAAAGUCCAAGAAUGAGGAAUCUCUUUGUGAGAAAUCAAUGAAGGUUGUAGUAAAUGUCAUAAGGUUAUCCUCUUUCUCUAUUGCACAAAGGACCCUUGGAGUUGGAGCUUCUACUACUAGAAAAUCAAGGAAGGAUAAGGAUCUUUCAGAUUCUGAGAAGGAACCUAUGAAGGAAAAAUUGGUUUCUAAUAAGCAAUUUCCAGCAAGCAGUAGAAGGUCACAACAGCCGCAGAGCCGCGCAAACCCUACGUAUGUUAUCAAGUCAGUUGGAAGCAACCGAUCAACGGAGUAUUUGAUCCAUAAAGAGAGACUUCACGAUGUUAAUCCAAAUAAAGAGCUUUGUGUUGAUGGAUUGGCUUCUGAUUAUAUUAGUAAGAUACGUAACAAGCUCGGACGCAGUUUAUAAGCGACGCUGAAGCCUUCUCUUAUCUAUUCUAAAUAAAAUUUAUCUUCUUAAUAACUUGUGUUAGUAUCUCACAUAUGUUUUCUGUUAUUUUUUUCUUUCAGAACGAUGGGUGCAAUAUUGUACGAGAUCUUUACUAGUGGAUCAUUAUUUGUUUUCAUAAAUUUUAUGUACUAUAUGUAUGUGAAAUACUACUUACAUAAGUAUCUAGUUGUUUUGGUUUUCAUGAAUAGAUGCAAUAAGCAUAGUUUAUGACUUGGUUCAUGCUAAAAAAAUGUGAUAGUUAAUAUUAUGGUUGUGUCUUAUGAGACCUAA
Molecule: messenger RNA, 1062 nt
Organism: Medicago truncatula (barrel medic)
Lineage: Eukaryota; Viridiplantae; Streptophyta; Magnoliopsida; Fabales; Fabaceae
Exons: 1
Coding region: 301-750 (149 amino acids)
Source: RefSeq, a predicted model, not a curated record